AUGUUUAGGUAUUCAUCACGGCUGCCGUCCCGGCCACUGUUUGCCGGGCUAGGGCAAGUACGAUGGCGAAGAGCGGGUUCCAGAAAAACCAAGGAGAAAAACUCCGGCCUGCAGGUGGUCAAAACCCCGGAGGAGCUGCUACAAGAAUAUAGAAAUGUGGACAUUGACAAUUUACGCGAACAAUACGAAAAUCUUAAUAAUGUCAGGUUCUGCGAGCCUAACAGGCAAUGGAUCUCCGCUAUGUUUGGUCUGGACAGCGUUCCAGCAGAUUUUAAUUUUUUGGAUACGCCAGAAUCCCGGGUUAAAGUCCGCAAGCUUCUAAAAGAGAGGUAUGGCAGGAUUUCUACCUCGAUAUCUUUCAACCAGCUAUAUUUUACUGACAUAAACGUUGGAGACGUGGUUGAUUUAUCGCUUUCUCUGGACAGCAAUAAUCUUGCCGUUGUUGCUGAACUUCCGCAGGAUAUUAAAGACCCCCGUUACACUUUGAUUAAUAAGUAUGGAGAUUUGGAGUUUGUGAGCAAAAAACGUUUUCGUUUCAGACUGCCUUCUAUUUUCCCACCGGAGUGGUUCAACGGUUCGGUGAUGAACGAGCAAAUGAUAUUGGCAGACCUGGGGAGCUACGCCCAGCCCAUUGGUAAAGUGAAAUAUAAGCUCGAAGAAAAUCCAGAUCGCGCUCGUAUGUUUGACGAGAUAAUUUCGCAGGAUAUCAAUGAUACAGAGGAAUUGACUACAUACAUUGUUCCCUCUCUUCUUUCGGGAGUAGUGAGUGAGGAGCUAUCCAAACUGAACAAUAGGGCCUGGAGUUUACUGCCUGACGUGAAUUUAAAGCUGGAAACUCUCCACAACAUUCUGCAGAGCUCCAACGGGCCCGUUCAGCUCAAUUUCUGUGAAAUUUUCCGCGCUUGCAAUUUGGUGAAUUUAGAGAAGGUUGCAAAGGUGCUCCGUUCGAAAGACCCGCAGACAAUCCAGAAGAGCAACAAAAGAUUACACAACUUGCUGACACGGAUGCUGGCAAUUGGAAACCAGUAUGACUGGGUUAGUCUGGGCAAGAAUCCUUUUGGAAAAGUUAGCAGCACGGACAAGAUGAGUCCGGAAGCAGUUUAUGCUCUCAUGCUGGGUUUGCGCAAAAACAACCAAACAUAUGCUCACGAUACGAAAAACAUGCUGCCAAAACAUGUGACCGUUGUUCCUUUGGAGACAAUGGUGGAGCACAAUAAAGUUGUGCAGGAUUACGAGUCAAACGAGCAACUGCACGGCCAGCUCACCGAGUACAUCAUGCAAAGGCUCAAGGGAGUCUCUCCGAACACGAAGCCCGAGCACUACGAGCGGAUUAUGGAGAUGUAUCGACUGUACAUUGCCGGCUCUGUGAGCAGUCCUAGCUGUGAGUCUUUUCUGGUCAAGAUUGUGCGAAGACUUCCGAGCCACAACCAUCUUCAGAUCACCAGAGACGUCAUUUACGAGCUGCUUUUGAGAUUGAAGGAAAUUGCACCUAAUGAGAACCCGAUUAAAUGGUGGAUAAAUUUUCCUGCUCCGGGAAGUGGACUUUCUCUAAAAGCAGACCUGGAGCAGGAGUUCCAUGAGAAAAUCACCAAAGACACACUGAACAAUUUCUUCUUCGUCGACCAGGAAAUAUAUAACCAUCCGCGUCCGCAUUUUUCGGACGUCGUCUACUGUAUUGACUCGGUCGACGCCAAGGAAAUCGAUGACGGUGUCAGUGUUCACCGGAUAGACGAGAACAAGUUUGUGGUUGGCGUGUUUGUUGCAGAUCCGGCUUCCUAUGUCCAUCCAAAAAGCACAGUUGCAGACAUUGCGUACGAACGUGCUUCCACGCUUUAUUUACCAGACGUCGGGGCUGCGGCCAACGGACUAUCGAUGAUGCCCGAGGCUCUGACAAAAAAUAUCCAGCUGGGUGUGCACGGAAUCCCCCAGAGAGUGCUAAAGGUGAGCUAUGUGGUGGAUCUCGCCAACGGAACAGCAGCUCUAGCGCCAGAUGGUGUGCAAUUUGGUGUUGCUGACCAGUUCCUGGGUACGGAUUACGACUCGGUCAAUAAGAUACUCGAGGACGCAAGCGACUCAGAUAAAAUUCUGAACGAGAUGUCAGCGCCCACAAAUAUUCCAGCAUCGAAAUUAUCAGCCGACCUCAAAGCGCUGUACACUGUGGCCGACGCGCUCCGCAAGAGAGCUGUGGAAAAUGGAAGAGUCACAGUGUUUGAUAAUUUCUCUAUGGGCCGCAGGGUGGACACCAUCAAGGAGGACGCAGAGGACAUCCUCAUCAGUUUUAAGGAAAAGCGCACAAACCAGCGGCUUUUAUCCGAAGUGCUCGUUUCUGAGCUUAUGGUCAACGCCAACAGACUAAUUGGAGAAUUUUUCAGAGAGAAUAAAAUACCAGGCCUGUUCAAGAUCCAGAACAAACAGCCAACAACCCCGGAAGUGGCACGGCAAUUACGUGAACUGCAGCAGAAAAAAGGAACUGUGACUACCAACGAAUUCUUUUUGCUCGGCGAGUUCCUGAACAAAUCCCACGUUGCUCCAUUCCCUGCGAGACACGAUUCUCUUGCUGUCGAGGCUUAUGCCACCGUUACAUCGCCGCUGCGGAGAUUCGCCGAUCUCGUUAACCACUGGCAGCUGCACUGCUAUCUCUCCGAAGGCACGCCCGCCUUCAGGCAGGAACAUGUCAACGCAAUGGCCUACCAUCUCGAGAUGCGCGCCGACAUCGAUAAACGAGUUUCCUCAAAGAUCAUGACAUUCUACAUGUUCAAACACCUCAAGUAUCUGCAAAAAUCAUCGAAGGAGCCGAUCCGUGUUGAAUGUGUUGUUUGCAGGCCCGCUUCUGACGACGGUAUUUUGGACGUUGUUCUGUCUGACUACGGCGUGUACGGUGUUCUGGAAACCAGCCAAUCUGACAGGACUAGAGAGCUCUUGAGCGACAUUGAAGUGGGUGACGUGAUAAAGGACGCUGUGAUCGUGGACAUGGACCUUCUAGAGGGUUUGCUUGUACUUAGAAGUGACAGCCACUGA
Ogataea haglerorum is the source of this 3018-nucleotide messenger RNA. RefSeq lists its product as uncharacterized. Gene Ontology annotation, molecular function: 3'-5'-RNA exonuclease activity; RNA binding. NCBI's taxonomy places the organism in Eukaryota, Fungi, Ascomycota, Pichiomycetes, Pichiales, Pichiaceae. Gene Ontology annotation, cellular component: P-body; exosome (RNase complex). Bases 1 to 3018 code for a protein of 1005 amino acids. The transcript has a single exon. The record is from RefSeq and is a predicted model, not a curated record. Gene Ontology annotation, biological process: mRNA catabolic process.